Molecule: messenger RNA, 555 nt
Organism: Lactuca virosa
Lineage: Eukaryota; Viridiplantae; Streptophyta; Magnoliopsida; Asterales; Asteraceae
Source: the annotation of a GenBank genome assembly
AUGGCGGGCGCGACGUCCCGUGUGACGAGGAAGAGAGGGUUUUUGAGUAUUGCUGCUCUUUCUGACGCGACGAAAAGGAAAACCAUUUGUGACCGCUGCCGCCGACGCAAACUUGCCACCAACUUCGUCGCCACUUUGCUGCCUUCUAGUGAAGAGGUAAUAUGUAUCCUUUUUUACGACAUACACCAUUCCGAAGGGAUAAAAUGGGAGUCUAAACAGCCCAUUAUGAACAAGGAUUCCAUCGAAGAUGGCCCGACAGGGGCACUGCUGGUCCACCGAGGCAAAUCUCCUACUGCUUUGGAGACAUCUGACUAUGAUGAUCUUAUUUCCAGUUUCGAAGGCAAGAAUAUUUCUUCCAACAAUCUUUUCAUCCCUAAAUGGAACCUCACUGAUGAAUCCUGUCUCGCCCAACAAGAGGUUUCCAUGAGUUCUCACGUCCUGUUUUUCCUUAGGGAACUGUUUCUGAGAUGGAAGCCUUUACUGAUGAUCAAACAAUUGAUUUCAUGGAAUUUGCUUCUACUCAAAUUUCCUUUUUCACCGCAUUCGGAGGCUUAA